Molecule: messenger RNA, 2054 nt
Organism: Oryzias latipes (Japanese medaka)
Lineage: Eukaryota; Metazoa; Chordata; Actinopteri; Beloniformes; Adrianichthyidae
Gene: pnoca
Product: prepronociceptin a
Biological process (GO): sensory perception; chemical synaptic transmission; neuropeptide signaling pathway
Cellular component (GO): axon terminus; plasma membrane; neuronal cell body
Molecular function (GO): opioid receptor binding
Source: RefSeq, a predicted model, not a curated record
UCUCCCUGGAGAAAGAGGGACUUUUGAAAGGGAGCCGGAGAGGGAGGCGCAGCAUCAGAGGAGGAGGUUGAAGUGAAGGGGUGGAUCUCUAUAAGAGCAGCUGUGUCCACGAAGUUGGGAGAAACCACACCAAGACGCAGGGAGGGAAUCAUACUCACAACUUCACCCCCCAAACCAGAUACAUCCCACUGCUGUAAGGAAAGCGUUAUUAGUGCUGCCUUUUGUGCCUUCAGGCAGCAGACGGUGGGACCAUGAGGACGGUGGUGGCUCUGCUGUUUCUCUGCCUGUGUGAUCCUGGACACAGUGACUGCCAGGCGGACUGUCUGUCCUGCAACAACAUCCUGUCCAAACAUCUCAGUUUUGACCCCACGGUAUGUCUCAUUGAAUGUGAGGGAAACCUCUCCCCUUCCUUCUACUGGAACUUCUGCCAAACAACCCUAACAUCCCCCAUUUCCACCAUCAACAGCAGCAUUAAGAAAAGAUCUCGAGAGGAAGCUGAAGCUCUGUUUCCUAAAGAAGACGAGCAGAUGGAGGAGGAUCUUCUCCUACCACUAGCAUUGCAAAGGUUUGAUCAUGUAACCCGGGCACUAGGCAUAAAUGAAAAGGACCUGGGUGAUGAGAGCAACCAGCUGAACACGGCCUACAAAUCCUUAAAUGCUUUGUCUCUUGAAAAUGAAUAUGACGAGCAGGAGGGAGAAGAUGCUAAUGUGGCAGGAAGAGAAAAAGGAGAUGCAGGUUUCUCCAAAAGGUUUGGCGGCUUCGUAAAAGGAAGACACGGCUACAGGAGGCUGAUGUCUCCAGGAAGAUCAUAUCAGAAGAGGUACGGCGGCUUUAUUGGCAUCCGGAAGUCAGCUCGCAAGUGGAACAACCAAAAGCGCUUCAGUGAGUUCCUCAAGCAGUAUUUGGGGAUGAGCACCCGGGCCACAGAGUUCAACAGCCUGUCAGAAGACCUCACCGAACAGAAUGAAGUUUAGGAGGAAACGCACAUUUAAAAAGCAUACCUAACCUUUUCACACUUCUCCAGUUUUGUUUUACAAUCACUAAAAAUUAAAAGCUUAAACUGUGAUGUCAAAAUUAACAAGUCAAAAUUAACAAGUCAAAUCUAACGUUCUUCAUAAAAACAACUUAAGAUGAAGGACUUCCAUUGAAAAUCAUGUUUUCUAAAGAAAUUAAAACGGAUUUGUUGGUUUUCCUUAUGUCUUAAGCUCCCACCAACUCAGCUUUAUUUUGUCAUAUUCGACUCCUGUUCAGCAAAUGCAACCUUGAAAUGUUAGGACUAAAGAUUCUAUCCGCCUCCUGUAUAACUAACAUUUAAACUCAAAUACAUUUUCUGUUUUAACCUUUUACCUUUGCUCACCAAAACAUUCCUGCUAAACAAUUGCAGACCCUUCUGCUUCACGGUACUGCCAUCUAAUGGUCAAAUGUACAAAUCGCUCUCUGUUCAAAACUGUUUUUUUUUUUUGUUUUUUGCUCACAUGUUGACAUCUUGACCAGAAACAUUUAAGCCGUACAUAAUGUAAAAUCAAAGAAAAAUACAAUUACAUGUAAAAAAAUUUCAGGGCUUCUCAUGUUAAAAACACACCUGAGACAGGCCUCAGUUAAUGCCUAAAAGACAGAGUAGACAUUUCAAAUUUAUAAUGAUUCUCUCACACUUGUGUUAAAUGGAGCAUUAUACUUGAUUGGCUCCUCUGUGUAAAUGUUGCUGGUCUGUAUGUGAAAGGAAAAAAAUAUGUAUUUGAACUGUAUUGAUGUGAAAUGUUUUUGUUGCCCAGUAUGUGAGACCUUGUAAAUAGCCGAAUCUAAACAUGUCAAUAAAUAUAGUUUACUAUUUUCUUUGUUGUUCGUCAUGCAGAAAAAAACAAUUCUGUGUCUUGAAGUGUUUUCAUUAAAAAAAAUUCCAUAGUGCUUUUUUAAAAAUCUUAUCCUUUUGUUGAACCAAUAGACUUUUGAAGUGAAGCCAUUAUUUAUUUCCUCAGCCAAAGCAAAGUCACUAAGUCUACAUGAACGUGUUUAUUUUGGUUGGGACAUUAAUAAAAGAGACAAACUGCAAAGCA